GUUUUAGCGGGGACCGCGAUCCAGGCUGGAGUGGCGCUCGGUGGUCGGAGCGCUGGCGCUGUCCGGACGCCGCGCGGUCCCCGCCUGCGCAGGGCACUCGGAGCCGGGGUCUUGGCGCCUCGCUUUCCGCCCCCGAUGUCGCCGCCCGGCUGCUGAUCGCCGCACCCCCUUCCCGCAGCGCUGUGGGGCCGUGGAAGUCCCUGCAGAGGCAGGAAGCCUCCUUCGCAAAGCUGGAAUGGAGGUAAAUUGUUUAACACUAAAAGACCUGAUCAACCCCAGGCAGCCCAGACUAGAUUUUGCAAUAGAAGAUGGGGAAAAUGCACAAAAGGAAAAUAUAUUUGUUGAUCGAUCAAGAAUGGCCCCAAAAACUCCAAUAAAAAAUGAACCAAUUGAUUUAUCGAAGCAAAGAAUCUUCACUCCAGAACGAAAUCCCAUCACACCUGUUAAGCUUGUCGACAGACAGCAGGCAGAACCAUGGACACCCACAGCUAACCUGAAGAUGCUCAUUAGUGCUGCCAGCCCAGACAUAAGGGACCGGGAGAAGAAAAAAGGGCUGUUCAGACCUAUUGAAAACAAGGAUGAUGCAUUUACAGACUCUCUGCAGCUUGAUGUUGUUGGGGACAGUGCUGUGGACGAAUUUGAAAAGCAAAGGCCAAGCAGAAAACAGAAAAGUUUAGGACUCCUGUGCCAGAAGUUUCUAGCUCGCUAUCCAAGUUAUCCCUUGUCAACUGAGAAAACUACCAUCUCCCUAGAUGAAGUUGCGGUCAGUCUUGGUGUUGAAAGGAGACGCAUCUAUGACAUUGUAAAUGUGUUAGAGUCACUGCAUCUGGUCAGCCGGGUGGCCAAGAAUCAGUAUGGCUGGCAUGGCCGGCACAGCCUGCCAAAAACCCUGAGGAACCUCCAGAGACUAGGAGAGGAGCAGAAAUAUGAAGAGCAGAUGGCAUACCUCCAACAGAAAGAGCUGGACCUGAUGGAUUACAAAUUUGGAGAACGUAAAAAUGGCUAUCCAGAUUCCCAAGAUCAACAGCUCUUGGAUUUCUCUGAGCCCGACUGUCCCUCUUCAUCUGCAAACAGUAGAAAAGACAAGUCUCUGAGAAUUAUGAGCCAGAAGUUUGUCAUGCUGUUCCUCGUCUCCAAAACCAAGAUUGUUACUCUGGAUGUGGCUGCCAAAAUACUAAUAGAAGAGAGCCAAGAUACCCCAGACCACAGUAAAUUUAAAACAAAGGUACGACGCCUGUAUGACAUAGCCAAUGUUCUGACCAGCUUGGCUCUGAUAAAGAAAGUGCAUGUAACAGAAGAGCGAGGCCGUAAACCAGCCUUUAAGUGGAUCGGGCCUGUGGACUUCAGCUCCAAUGAUGAAGAACUAGUGGAUGUUUCUGCAUCUGUCUUACCAGAAUUGAAAAGAGAAGCAUAUGGCCAGAUUCCAGUCUGUGCAAAACAGAGGCUGGCUCGUCAUGGUUCUUUUAACAUCGUUCAUGCUCCUGAGAAGGUCCAGAGGAAAGUGAACUCGGAACCCAGCAGCCCGUACAGAGAAGAGCAAGAAUCAGGGAGCUACUCCUUAGACAUUGGAAGUCUGGCAGCUGUCUAUAGACAGAAAGUAGAAAAUAAUUCACAGGGAAAAGCCUUUGCCAGUAAGAAAGUGGUGCCUCCAGUGAGCAGCUUGGACCCUGCUGCUCCUUUGCCUGUCUUCUCUGUUGACUCAGAAUAUUGUGUUAAUCCUUUAGCUCACCAAGUAUUUUCUGUUGCUCAAACGGACUUGCAGACAUCAUCUGUGCAGAAUGGUCUGAAUGGACAAAUAGGUGUCUCGCUCCCUUCUGCAGCCUCUGACGGGGAGAACCUAAAGCCACCUCUGCUUGCCGGCCAGCCCUUGGUGUACGUGCCCUCCACCUCCCUGUUCAUGCUGUAUGGGAGCUUGCAGGACGGACCGUCCCCAGGGUCAGGGUUAGGGUCAGGGAGGGAGGGCAGAAGCUCAGAAGUCCCAGCCACAGCAGAGCUAUCGUCCACAUCCUCAGCCCAGAAGCGCCUCUGUGAGGAGAGGAAGCCUCAGGAGGAGGAUGAGCCGGCCACUAAAAGACAGAGUAGGGAAUAUGAUGACAGCCCCCUGUCCCUCGUCAUGCCCAAGAAACCCUCAGGCUCCACAGACCUUGCCUCUCCCAAGACUGUGGGUAACAGGAGAUCGAUGCCCCUGGAAGACAUUCACGUGAAUGGCCAAGUCUCUGCUGCAAAGGAGGUUACAGAAAAGGCUACAGCAGACUACUUCGUUUCUUCUGAAUGGGAAAAUCCUUCCAGAAAUACAGAUAAUGAAAAGCCUUCAAAAGAAAAUGAAAGCACCAAAGAGCCCUCUUUGCUGCAGUAUCUUUAUGUGCAGUCUCCAGCUGGGUUAAAUGGUUUCAGUGUGCUCUUACCUGGCAGUCAAGCCCCCCAUCCUGCAGGACCAUCUUCAGGUCAGCUGCCAUCCUUCAGUGUUCCUUGCAUGGUCUUGCCAUCUCCAACGCUGGGCCCUUUUCCUGUUCUCUAUUCUUCCGCAAUGCCCGGGCCACUUUCUUCUGCUCCUGGUGCUCUCCCAAACACAGGACCUGUGAAUUUCGGCUUGCCUGGCCUUGGAUCGACAGCUCAGCUUCUCGUCAGCCCUGCAGCCUUGGUCAAUCCGAAGUCGACCACACUACCUUCUGCAGACCCUCCACUUCAGGGUCAUCCCCCACUUAACCUGAGUCCGGUGAUGUCAAGGUCACACAACAUCAUCCAACCUGAGUCUCCCAUUUACAUGGGACAUCCAGUCCCAGUAGUAAAAUUACAACAGUCAGCAGUUCCAGUGACCCCCAAGAGCAUCCGAUGCGCACAUCGUGAGACAUUUUUCAAGACACCUGGCAGUGUCAGAGACCCUGUGCUUAGAAGAAGAGAAAGGAAUCAGUCACGAAACACGACCUCAGCCCAGAGGAGGCUAGAAAUCCCCAGCAGUGGGGCUGACUAACCUGAUGCUUUGCCAGGUGGGGGUGGGAUCAAGCCUCCUGAAUUCCCCUGUGUUGCAGGCCAUGUUCUAAGUAGAAUGCAAACCAUCUGGUCGUCAGCACGCGUCCUUCCUCUCUCUUUCAUCCACUGGUUCUGUUAACUUCCCACCAUCAUGAAUAUCUAUUCUCCUAAAGUAGUUAUUAUUAAUUGUGCAUUUAAUACCAGGUAGAGUUCAGACUCUGCAUGGUGUCUCAGUGAAAGCACCGACUGACUUUCAUGGUUUUGAUUCAAGAAUCAUCUUAUUGCUGGAAGUAGAUCUGAACAGUCUACUGGAGCCUUGUGGUUUUUCUAAAGGAGGGGGCUGUCUAGCACUUAACUAGGGUAAGCAUUCCUGACACGUAUUUCCACUUGCCCUGUGUAAAUCUGUGGUGAGAGAAACUUCCUUUCUGCAGUUUAAAAAAGCUACUGCUUCCUUAGGCUUCGUUGGGAAGCCACCUUCAGUUGUGAAUCCUAUGGUCUUAUUUAUUUUAUUCCUGAAAUGGGAUUUAGUGCAAAAAGUUUACAGCUACAGCCUAACACAUAUUUUUCAGGGUAUGACGACUUGAAUGUUUGUACUUUUUUUUUUUAUAAUUUGCCCUGCACUUAUUCUACAACCUAGUAAUAAUGUGGAUAAAUGUAUAUACAUGGCAAAUGUCAAGACCAAAAUAACUGUGAAUGACACACCUUGCUAUAAAUGAACUGUGCUAACCUUAUCUGUGGGCAUGAGAACUAAGAAGAACUCUAGCAGCUUAUUAGCUGCUUCUCAAAUAACAGUGUAAACAAUGAGGUUUUACUGUUUAUAAAAAUCCUACUGUGUUGUUUCUUUCACUACAUGCCCUGUGUUUUUUAUUUAAAUGUUAACUAUAGGGUACCAGGUAUGGAUGCCUUCUAACAAUUGCUAUUUAUAAAAUAAAUCAGGAUGGUAGAAAUUAUAUGGAAAUUUGGAACCUGGAUGAGACCUUUUGGUUGAAUUCUGAAGAGUAAUGGUGUAGAAAUUGACAUCAGGCAAUAGGUGAUUCUUUUAUUUUUCUUUUACUUCUUUUCUUCAUGUUUGGAAGGGUAAGAGGGAAAAUGGACACAUUGUGUUCCAUAUCCAAGAGUAUUCAAACCAGAGUUAUAUGGUACUUCUGAAAAAUAAGAAAGGUAAGUACAGGGGUUCAUUUUUCUAGCAGAUAAAAUUCUAGAAACUAUCAUGCAAUAUCCCUUUGUUAAACCUUAUUACUUUUAGGGAUACAUUAAGUAGCAAACUAGUUCUUUGUAUUCCUAGAUUUAUUGAUAUUUACCUCUUGUCUGUUCAGAGUAAGUGACUUUCUUCCUUCCUAUUUCCUUCUUCCUUUUCUUGUCUCUCUUUCAACUUCUAUCUUAGAUUUAGAAUUUUGACAGUGUUUUAUUUUAUUUUUAUUUUUGGACCCAGUAAAAUGUUAUAUGAAAAGAUAAAAAUAAUAAUUUAAGAGACUCUGGGAGUCUGAGUAAAGUAGCUUUAUAUUAACUACAGGAUAAUAUUAGCCUUAUUACCCCCACAAGAUUUUGAAAACUUGAGGUAGGUAGUCAGAUUAAAUAAAUUUGCUACUUAUGUAAAAUUUUUAUCAACACUAAACUUUUAAAGUUUAUAACAUGUUAUUUUUUCCCUUUUUUACAAGCUAGAGUUAGAUUAAAAAUGUUGUUCUGGUCGUCAACAAUUGCAUGGUGAUGAGUACCCUGAACUAACACUGAUGGGUUCCCAAUAAAAAUAUGCCUUUUUCAGGUAGAUUGCAGGAUACGCAACAUAUAAAUCUAUUCAGGGUAUGUGCAUUUUAAAUCUACCAUGCUUAAGAAUUUCCACCAAAUAUUUUCACAGAGACAUCUUCAUUUAGAUGGAAACACAAACUGGUUUCCCCUGACUGUUCCUGGAUAUUCUUCAUUUAUUUUAACUUUUUUGCUAUCCUUUUUUAUUACUAUUAUUAUUGUGUUGUUUGUGAUGUGACCAUAUUCACCUAAGAGAAUUCAUGGUUCUUGAGGGGUGUUAAGAAGCAAUCCCAUAAAUGAGAAUAUUAUGACUUUAUGACCAUACUUAGCAAUAGAAAACUAAGGAAAAAAAUACCUUUGUGUUCAGUACCCACUUCUCAACGUGGCUUUAUGAUAUGUAAAAUAAUGCAGUGUUUGUGUCUGUCAGGGAAAUGAAUCUUUCUUACAGAACAGCUGAUGUUAGCAAAGUUGCUGAGCUACACUUGGAUAUUGUGGGUAGUGAAGAAGCAAUGGCAAUCUUGAGUCUAUCAUUGUAUAAUUUAGUAAAAGAAAAAAAUAAUUGUUGGUGAUCCUGGUAAGGAAAUGCAUCUUUGAGUUGGCACUGAGGGCGCGUGUGCCCUACACUGUCCAGGGUUUAUGAAACCCUUUCAUUCUGGUACAAGAGUUGGGGGUAUAACUUUUAUACUUGAAUCUACCUACCAAGUUUACAUUUCUCAAUUCUUUUUUGUAAGGUGCUAUUUCUGUAUUUAAAUAACUUUUUUUAAAUGUAAAGCUGCUUUCUGCUUAUCUUAUUGCACUGCUAGUUUGAUGUACGUAUUAAUUUUAUUGUGGCUUACUGCUUUUGUUUUCAUAUUAUUUAGCUCUGCUCUUUUUCCUAACGGCUAUAUUAUCUAUAGCUAUCUACUAGUAACUUUACUACAUGUAAACUGAUUUUUUUUUAGAAAAAUAUUAAGUUUUAUAAAAUAGCAAUAAAAAUUAAUUCAUUUGGU
Messenger RNA from Galeopterus variegatus (Sunda flying lemur), 5702 nucleotides. RefSeq names its product E2F transcription factor 7 (gene E2F7). Gene Ontology annotation, biological process: regulation of transcription by RNA polymerase II. Lineage: Eukaryota; Metazoa; Chordata; Mammalia; Dermoptera; Cynocephalidae. The transcript is spliced from 13 exons. Gene Ontology annotation, cellular component: RNA polymerase II transcription regulator complex. The record is from RefSeq and is a predicted model, not a curated record. Bases 236 to 2971 code for a protein of 911 amino acids. Gene Ontology annotation, molecular function: DNA-binding transcription factor activity, RNA polymerase II-specific; RNA polymerase II cis-regulatory region sequence-specific DNA binding.